Molecule: messenger RNA, 1362 nt
Organism: Mauremys reevesii (Reeves's turtle)
Lineage: Eukaryota; Metazoa; Chordata; Testudines; Geoemydidae
Product: protein BTG1-like
Exons: 2
Coding region: 238-708 (156 amino acids)
Biological process (GO): negative regulation of mitotic cell cycle; negative regulation of cell population proliferation
Cellular component (GO): cytoplasm; nucleus
Source: RefSeq, a predicted model, not a curated record
GGUUGAUGGCCCCGCCCCACGGAGAGAGGGUCCCUCACUGUUUACUCGAGCUCCUUCCUCAGCGGUCGCUGUAGUAGCGUCGAGUGGGUGGCGGGGGCUGGCCGCGCGUCCCACACCACCCAGCGGCUGAGCCCUGCGCUGGCAGGCGGCCAGGCGCGGAUCGUGCGCGGGGCGGGCGCCGGGCCACUCGCUCACUGGUGUGGGGCGCUGAGGAGGCGGACAGCGGGGCCGGGGGCCAUGAAGACGGAGAUCUCCACUGCCGCGGGUUUCAUCACCCGCCUGCUGCGCACCCCCGGCGGCAUCGGCGACGAGCAGCUGCGCUGCUUCAGCGAGUCACUGCAGGAGGCGCUGCGAGACCAUUAUAAACACCACUGGUUUCCCCUGAUGCCCUCCAAGGGCUCAGGGUACCGAUGCAUUAGGAUCAACCACAAGAUGGACCCCUUGAUAGGGAAGGCAGCCGGCAUGAUUGGACUGAGCCAUCAGAGACUCUUCCAGCUCUUACCCAGUGAAUUGACUCUUUGGAUUGACCCCUUUGAGGUGUCCUAUAGAAUAGGAGAAGAUGGGUCUAUCUGUGUCCUUUAUGAAAGCCCCCCACCAGGUCUGAAGACUGCCAAAGCUCUGGAGAGUAGAAACAGCUGUAAAGAGGAAUGGAGAAUUGGCAGAUCAAGCCCUUCCAAGAAUUACAACAUGAUGACAGUUUCUAGUUAAAAAUUAACAUUUCUUGUACAAUGAUGUAUGUAUGUAUCCCAGUUUCAUAAUGAAGUUAGAUGAUGUAAUUGAGAUGUUGAUUUUCACCCCAUAGCCAUUAAAGUUGUAGCAGUACUGCCAAGUUCUUUGUUGUGGCCAAGGGCUAAUGUAUAAGCAGUUCUUUAAACUGCAUGUAAUUUUCUGGAUUGUAUACUGUAAAUGAAAUGUACAGUCAGCUGAUUGUUCUACAGAUAUAUAUUUUGACAGAAUCCUUGGCUAUUUGUAAUAAAAAGAAAAGUAACUUAAUUCUUUCUUUACAAUGGCUUUUAGUUUAUAAUAACUUUCCACAAGAUUCCUGUACUUAUUGAGUAACUUCUAGGGAAAAAAACACAGCUCUGACCAACUGUAAUUAAAAAUCUCUCCAGUGACUUGCCUGUACAAACUUUUCUCAGGGUCAUAAAAAUACAGCUGGAAGGCACAAAUGACAAAUAUAACUUUCCUACUAACAUAUUUCAUAGCGAAGAAGUCCUAUCAUGCCCAAGCAGCUUUCAAAGAAGGAAUUGCUUCCCUAUAAACUUAAAGACUAUCUUGGAGCAAAACAAUACAGUAGAGACAUGCUCAGACAACUCUGUUCAUCCAGUUUUCAAUACAAUAUAUAAAAUCUUUUAAUGAACA